CCUCUUUGUGGCUGCAUUUGAAGUGUUACUCAUUGGAGCAAGGCAAAUGGUCAGAGGCCUAAAAACACCGUCAGGAGGAAGACUCCCCGCUCUGAGAGGUUUCAUGGAUGAUGUGACAAGCAUCCUACAGACCGCCCCAUGCACAGCACGACUCCUCAAGCGUUUCGACGAACUGAUCGUCUGGGCGAGGAUGAAGAUAAAGCCCGCUAAGUCCAGGAGCCUGUCAAUCAGGAAGGGUGUGAGAGAUGACAGGACAGUCUUCACAGCAGGAGGUGAGAAGAUUCCACUCCUGGCAGAGCAGCCCAUCCGAAGCCUCGGGAGGGAGUAUACAGCAGAGCUCUCGGACAGGCAGAUGGGUAGGGUGGUCCAGAAACAACUAAAAGAGGGGCUCGUAAGGAUCGACGGCAGCCAACUUCCUGGGAAGCUGAAGGUUUGGUGUUACCACUUCACACUUUUCCACCGAGUAAUGUGGCCGCUGAAAGUAGCCGAAAUUCCAUCUUCUCAGGCCAGUAAGAUGGACAGCAUCGCCAACGGUUAUAUCAGGAAGUGGCUGGGCCUCCCCCGCUGUUUCUCGGACACAGGUCUUUUUGGCAAGAACAUUCUGCAACUUCCUCUGAAGUCAAUCAAUCUGGGUUACAGGCAGGAGAAGACCCGCCUUGUACUGGAGUUGAGGGAAUCAAGAGACGAAGCUGUGAAGAGUGCAGCGGUGAUUGUCCGCACUGGACGAAAGUGGAAGGCCCAGGUGGAAGUGGACCAAGCUGUCUCGAGGCUGAAAUACAAGGAGAUUCUGGGAAGAGUCCAAGACAGCCGGGCAGGACUGGGAUGGGGGAAACCAGUCCAGUUCUGGUCCAAAGCCACGAGACAGCAGAGGAAGGCCAUGGUGGUGGAAGAGGUCACACAAGUGGCGCAAGACCAGUAUUGGAUCAAGGCCGUAUCCCAGGGAAAACAGGGGGCAUGGACUCGCUGGGAGGACACCAUUCAAAGAGUCAUAACCUGGGCCGACAUCUGGCGAACUCCUCAAUCUCGGCUCAGCUUCCUCGUGAGGGCAGCGUAUGACACCCUGCCAUGCCCUCGAAACCUCGCCCAGUGGUUCGGAAGCGAGGGUAAGUGCUCCCUGUGCAGCAAAGACAAUGCAGGACUUAAACACAUCCUUUCAGGUUGCAACGUCGCGCUAACGCAGGGGCGCUUCCGGUGGCGACACAAUCAGGUGCUGAGGAAGUUGGCAGAGCUGUUGGAGAGAUGCAGAGUCGGGGCAAACAACGCCACAGAUCCCCAUCGGCCAAACAUCACUUUCAUCAAACCAGGAGAGGUAGGACAGAAGACAGAGGCGGGAAGAUCAUCACUUCUGCUUACCCCUGCUGCUAAGAAAGUCCUCAUCAUUGAACUAACCGUGCCAUGGGAGGAGGGAAUACCAGUAGCACAUGAGUUCAAACGGUCAAAGUACAGCGACCUGGCAGAGGACUGCAAGGGGGGAGGCUGGUCUGCGUCCAUUCACCCCGUGGAGAUCGGAUGCAGGGGCUUCGUAGGAGGUUCUGCGACCCGGCUCCUGCGUGCGGCGGGAAUGACCGGUUCCAACCUGAGGAGGGCCAUCAAGGAGUUGGCAGAGGAGGCAGAAAAGGCAAGUUUCUGGAUGUGGCUAAGAAGGAGGGACAACACUUGGGGCUCAACACCCCAUUGAGGUCAGUUGCAGGGAGUGGCGCGGGGAGACGUCCCCGCUUAGCCACUGCCCCCCCACCGCGAGGUGUCCUGGCUUGGGGGCGAAACAUCAGUGAACGGUGGCACCAGCUGACGACCCUGCAGCUGACCUCCAAGUGCACUGGAGGAGGUGCGACAGGCAGAGAUGCCAAGCAGUUAGGU
Nerophis lumbriciformis (worm pipefish) is the source of this 1857-nucleotide messenger RNA. The record is from RefSeq and is a predicted model, not a curated record. NCBI's taxonomy places the organism in Eukaryota, Metazoa, Chordata, Actinopteri, Syngnathiformes, Syngnathidae.